Messenger RNA from Myotis lucifugus (little brown bat), 3463 nucleotides. It is a transcript of the gene IL6ST, whose product is annotated as interleukin 6 signal transducer. Gene Ontology annotation, cellular component: signaling receptor complex; external side of plasma membrane. The record is from RefSeq and is a predicted model, not a curated record. The transcript has 7 exons. Lineage: Eukaryota; Metazoa; Chordata; Mammalia; Chiroptera; Vespertilionidae. Gene Ontology annotation, molecular function: cytokine binding; cytokine receptor activity. Gene Ontology annotation, biological process: cytokine-mediated signaling pathway. The annotation marks the transcript as partial.
GGGUGGCCUGUACCCACUCAUUGGCACCAGGGGUGGCCUGUACCCGCUCAUUGGCACCAGGGGUGGCCUGUACCCACUCCUUGGCACCAGGGGUGGCCUGUACCCGCUCAUUGGCACCGAGGGUGGCCUGUACCCGCUCCUUGGCACCAGGGGUGGCCUGUACCCGCUCAUUGGCACCGAGGGUGGCCUGUACCCGCUCCUUGGCACCAGGGGUGGCCUGUACCCGCUCAUUGGCAUGAGGGUGGCCUUGGAGUCAGACACUCUCCUUGUGAGAGAAACAGCGCCUGGUUCCUUCUCUCCUCCAGGGAGCCUGGCAGAGAGCACCUGCUACCUAAUCACGGUCACCCCGGUGUACAGCGACGGGCCGGGGAGCCCGGAGGCCGUGAGGGCGUACCUCAAGCAAGCCCCGCCUUCCAAGGGCCCUAUCGUGCGGACGAAGAAGGUGGGGAAGAACGAAGCCGUCCUGGAGUGGGAGCAGCUCCCUGUCGACGUGCAGAACGGCUUCAUCAGGAACUACACCAUCUUCUAUAAAACCAGCCUGGGAAACGAGACCGCCGUGAACGUGGACUCCUCCCACACGGAGUACACGCUGUCCUCGCUGACGAGCGACACGCUCUACAUGGUGCGCAUGGCGGCCUACACGGACGAGGGCGGCAAGGACGGCCCCGAGUUCACCUUCACCACCCCCAAGUUCGCCCAGGGCGAGAUCGAGGCCAUCGUGGUGCCUGUGUGCCUGGCGUUCCUGCUGCUCACGCUGCUGGGCGUGCUGCUCUGCUUCAACAAGCGGGACCUGAUUAAGAAGCACAUCUGGCCCAACGUCCCCGACCCGUCCAAGAGCCACAUCGCUCAGUGGUCGCCGCACACGCCGCCCCGGCAUAACUUCAACUCAAAAGACCAGAUGUUCUCGGACGGCGCGCUCACGGACCUGAGCGUGGUGGAGAUCGAGGCGAGCGACAAGAAGCCGCUCCCGGAGGAGCUCAAGGCCCUGGACCUGUUCCGGAAGGAGAAGCUGAGCACGGGCGGCCACAGCAGCGGCAUCGGCGGCUCCUCGUGCAUGUCCUCGCGGCAGAGCCUGUCCAGCGGCGACGAGGCCGAGGCGGCGUCCGCGCAGAGCGCCGUGCAGUACUCCACCGUGGUGCACAGUGGCUACCGCCACCAGGUGCCCUCCGUGCAGGUCUUCUCGCGCUCUGAGUCCACGCAGCCCCUGCUCGACUGCGAGGAGCGGCCCGACGAGCUGCCGCCGGGGGACGGCACGGACCCGCUGCCCCGACAGCAGUACUUCCAGCAGAGCUGCAGCCAGCCCGAGGCGGGCCCCCACGGCCCAGCAGGACGGCCGCAGCCGGGCGCCCCGGCCGGCGAGGACCCUGUUGGACCCGUGCAGCCGGGGUCUGGGCAGCUGCAGGCGUUCCAGGAGGUCCCUGCGGCAGACGCCUUGGGUCCAGGGGCCCAGGGGCCAGAGAGGUUGGAGAUGGGUGGGGUGGAGGCCGCGCUCGACCUUGACGAGGGGCUGCCGAAGAGCUACCUCCCGCAGACGGUGCGGCCCGGCGGCUACGUGCCCCAGUGAGGCGCCCACAGGCCGCGGACAUGGCCAGUCUGGGCCUCAGAUCCACGGAGUCCCACUCACUGAGGUGACAACGCGCCUUGUGGACAAGCGUGUCCUGUCCUCCGUUCCAGACCCUGAUCCACUCACACACUACACGCCGGCCCCCCGUGGGGCUGCCACGGCCUCGGUGCCCGAGGAGCAGGCUCAGGGCGCCAGGACCCUCUGCCAGGGCGCCAGGGGCGGUGACACGCACCGCUGUGCUGAGGGCUGGGGGUGACGGUCAGGCGCGGUCCCACCCUCCCCGCGGCCCCAGAGCUCGCCCAGCGGCACAGCUGGACGGCCUUUGUGCUCUGACCCGGAACCGGCUCCCGUGCGAUCACAGCACAGACUCGCCCCCGGGACUGAUGCUGCCGCAGCCACAGGAGGGGGUUCUGGAGUUCAACUUGCAAAUUGAAAAUAGGUUUUGAACCUUCUGUCAUCAGUCGCCUGAUGAGUUUUUAGAACGUUCCUGUCCCUGCUCACAGCCUCCUGCAGCGUCUCAGACUCGGCCGUGCCCAGAGGGACGGGCCCGGCUGUCUGCGCCCACGCCGCCCGCAGCCACGUGCCAGCCUCCCGCGUGAACGUGUUGCCCUUGCGGGUCUCGGGCUCAGGCGGUGCCCUCGGCCCCGAGGACGGGACGGGGAGAGGCUGCGGUCCCGUCACCACAGAGCGGAGCCCCCUGGGGGCUGGCAGGGGAGGGGGCACGGGGGGGGGGGGGGCACGUGCUCUUUGCUGCUUCACACACCACCAGAGAGGAGGAGACUCGGUCCUGACGGUGAGAGCAGCCGCCUCGACGGGAGGCCGUCUGAAGGUCACCUCUAAGGUGGAGCAGUAAACGUCUAAGGCAUGUUUGGGGGUAAACGCCAACGGGCCCCAGUUUAAAACGUUGCUAAUAAGUGCCAGCCCCCUCUCGGGAGCUGUAGCUUUGCUGGGAGGGUCUUGCCUGGAUAGUGAGGACGAUCGGGGGGCGUGAUGAGAUGCAGGAAGAAGGUCUGCAGUCCUCCGUCGUCCUCUCUCCGGGUCUCAGAACCAGCUCCCAGACCGUGCACUUCCGUCCAGUGGACGAGGCGACGGCCGCAGUGCCAGGCAGUGAGCUUCCCGAGCGGAGGCCCCUGUGACGACUGCCGGGCGCUUCUGGGGGUCAUGUUCGUCCUGUUGCCCAGGCGAGGUCACUUCGAAAAGGUUUUUGCACUUUUCUGUGAAUCGAGAAGAUGGAGCCACUAAACGGCAAGGUAUCCAGAGAGAGCCCAAAGCAGGAUGGUCCCAGUUCCCACGACGCCGUGAGCCAGCGGACCCGGGCCUGGCCCUCCCGCUGGUCCCGGCAGCCUCUCCCCGGACCGUGGGCAGAGUGCAGGCGGACGUCAGCAGGGUCUGGGCCACAUGUGGCAUCUUUUGGAUUCAUUAUUUUUCAUGUGUUUUUCAUGUGCUACUGGUGUGUGCGUUGGCGGGUGGCCUCGUGCUGCGUGAAAAGCACUUGAGGCCACAGGGUGCCCGUCUCUGUCCCUUAAGCCCAGCCGUGGUGAGUGAGGACUCCACGCGUCCAGGGCUGACCACCAACACCCUGGGUGUCACAGAUAAGGGGGCGUGUUAAGGUCAGUGUCUAAGUCCUUCGGUCUCAACACGCGUGUGUGAACAGUGGGCGUGGUGUGCCUGGGCCGUGUGCUGUGUCCCCUGCACCGGCCCCGCCCGCCCAGGACACCCGCUGCCCCCACUGGCUCGUAGCCAGGCCGGUCUGGCGUGUUGUCCGUGUUUUUCCUCUGCAGGAGCUGCAUGUGCUCAUCGUAACCAGCUGUUUUAUGUUGACGUAACUACAUGUAUCCUAAGUGUACUCUCACGUAUCGCCUGUCACCUCCAACGUAGGCAGUAAACCUGUUCACUCUG